AUGGUUCUGUCUAUUCAAGUUGCUCUCGCCGCGCUACUCUCGGUCGUUUUGGCCUCGAAAUGGUGGAACUAUCGGUCUCACAUGACGAAGCUGGCUGCAAUCCCCACUGUGGGUCAUAGCGGCUUAUUAUCGUCAUACCUGUCGGCUUAUAGAUUCAUCAAACGUGGAGGUGCAAUCGUUCAAGAGGGGUGUGAUAAGUAUCGCGGAGGGCCGUUCAAGAUCCCUUUAUUAGAUAAAUGGAUAGUCAUCAUCUCUAGCACAGACAUGGUGGAGGACUUUCGGAAAGCAGGUGACCACGAGCUUUCCCUCCAGGAGGCUUUCAGAGAGACGUUCCACGCAGACCUCGUUCUAGGAAAACAACCAGCAGUGGAUCCAUAUCAUGUUGGCGUCAUUCAGGGUGCGCUCACAAGGAACAUGGCGUCCAAGUUGGGAGAUUUGUAUGAUGAGCUUGCCGCCGCGUUCAAUGACGAGAUUCCUGCCACCAAUGAAUGGGUAGAAACUAUGGCCGUAGAGAAGGUUCUGAGGAUCGUGUGCCGUACCACUAAUCGAAUAUUUGUUGGACUCCCACUAUGCCGCAAUGAGGAAUGGAAGGACAUCGUCAUUGACUAUGCGACGCGUUGCUUUACAGCCUCACAAUCCAUCAAUUUGUCUCCUAAAUUUCUCCAGCCCUUCGUUGGAUGGUACGUGAACCCACGUCCUGCUAGCUUCAAACGGGCAAACAAGCAUCUUCGGCCGAUUAUUCUCGAUCGCCUGGAAAAGGAAAAGAUGCAUGGUUUGGACAAGGACGCCCCUCAAGAUAUGUUGACCUGGUUAAUCAACAGCGGCAACGUAGAUGAGAGACAAAGGCGUGAUCCUGUAAAUCUUGUGCUCAGUAUUCUGACCACGAACAUGGGUGCUAUACACACUACUAGUAUGGCGUUCACCCACGCGUUGUUCAAUCUCGCGUUGCGCCCUGAACUCAUCGAUAUUCUACGGCAAGAAAUCGAGCCGGUGAUUCAAGAAGAGGGGUGGACCAAAAGUGCCACGGGCAAGUUGGAUAAGCUUGACAGCUUUUUAAAAGAAUCACAACGGGUUUCGGCCUCUUUUUCAAUCAGCGUGCAGCGUAAGCCUUUGAAGGACUUCGUUUUCACCAACGGUAUCGUUGUCCCCGCUGGGACUAUAAUCGUGGCGUCGCCCCGUGCCAUUCAUUUCAAUGAGAGUAAUUAUCCCAACCCAUCAGAAUUCGACGCAUUCAGGUCAUAUCGCUUGCGUGAGGCGGAGGGUGAAACAAAAGGCAAAAACAUGAGCUACAAACAUCAUAUGGCUACUCCCGACUCCAGCUAUCUCACUUUUGGUGUGGGGAAACAUGCUUGCCCCGGACGCUUCUUCGCGGUUACUGAGCUAAAGCUGCUCAUGUCACAUACCCUCAUGUAUUAUGAUUUCAAGUUCUCCGAUGGAGCUGAUGGACCGAAACGUAACGAGUUUGGAGGACGACUGAACCUCGACGAGACGACGAAACUCAUGUUUAGGAAACGGGGAGAUAGUAACUAG
Messenger RNA from Marasmius oreades (fairy-ring Marasmius), 1530 nucleotides. RefSeq lists its product as uncharacterized. Lineage: Eukaryota; Fungi; Basidiomycota; Agaricomycetes; Agaricales; Marasmiaceae. Bases 1 to 1530 code for a protein of 509 amino acids. Gene Ontology annotation, molecular function: iron ion binding; heme binding; monooxygenase activity. The record is from RefSeq and is a predicted model, not a curated record. The transcript has 14 exons.